Molecule: messenger RNA, 3526 nt
Organism: Plutella xylostella (diamondback moth)
Lineage: Eukaryota; Metazoa; Arthropoda; Insecta; Lepidoptera; Plutellidae
Product: sodium-dependent noradrenaline transporter
Biological process (GO): amino acid transport; sodium ion transmembrane transport; nitrogen compound transport
Cellular component (GO): plasma membrane
Source: RefSeq, a predicted model, not a curated record
UGGCAUGGAGGAGCGUGUUGCGUAGGCGGCGGCAUGGCGGGCAUGCCGGGCCACGGCAACAGCGUCAGCGCGGGCGACCGCGCGCACAGCCACGAUGCGAGCAACAGGUCAUCCAGUAGCGGGUCGCGGCGGGGGUCGUCGCCCCCCACACAGGGGCAGGUGAACGACUCCCAGCCAGCGCACCGACCGGACUUGUCCGACAACCAGUCGUGCGACCGGCGCGCCAACAUCAACCUAUAUGAACGGGACUUCUUCCACGACACUAGUAAAGUACCCACUAUGGCAUCCCUCAGCGGCGUGGGCGUGGUGACGCACACGGCGCCGUCGUACGAGGAGCAGCGCGCCAGCCCCGCGCUGCUGAGCCGCGGGGCCGGGGGCGGGGGACGCGGGGGCGGGGCCGGGGCCGGGGGCACGCCCGGGGGACGCAGCGCCCGGGACGACGGGUACUGCUCCGCGUCCAGCACGCCCCGGGCUCUAGACCACAAAUCAACGAAAGGAUCGGUGGUCACACUGUCUUGCUACAAAAAGGAGCCCAAGGUGCAGAUAGAGGAGGAGGGCUACUACAGCGAGGCGGCCAAGAAAACUCGCGCCAACAGCAUCAAACUAUGCACCGAUGGCCAGGCGGACGACGGGCGCGAGACGUGGGGCACGGGCGCGGACUUCCUGCUGUCCAUCAUCGGCUUCGCCGUGGACCUCGCCAACGUGUGGCGCUUCCCCUACCUGUGCUACAGGAACGGAGGAGGAGCGUUCCUGAUCCCGUACACGCUGAUGCUGGUGUUCGGCGCGGUGCCGCUGUUCUACAUGGAGCUGAUCCUCGGCCAGUACCACCGCCAGGGACCCAUCACGCUGUGGAAGAUAUGCCCGCUGUUUAAGGGUGUCGGAUUCUGCGCAGUGAUGGUCGCUUUCUACGUCUCGUUUUACUACAACGUAAUCAUCGGCUGGGCGCUCUACUUCCUCAUCUCAUCAGCUCGCUCCGAGCUGCCGUGGGUGCACUGCGACAACGCGUGGAACAGCGAGCAGUGCUGGGACUCCUCCCGGGCUAAUGGGACGAACCAUACGGACAUCAAGUACCAGGGGCCGCUGUCGCACUUCACUCCAGCCAGCGAGUUCUUCCACCGCGCAGUCCUGGAGAUGCAGCACUCGGAGGGGCUGAACGACCUCGGCCUGCCCAAGUGGCAGCUCGCCAUGUGCCUCGGGGUCGUCUACAUCACGCUCUACCUAUCGCUCUUCAAGGGAGUCAAGAGCUCUGGCAAGGUAGUCUGGCUGACGGCGACGAUGCCCUACGUGGUGCUGUCCAUCCUGCUGGCGCGGGGCCUGCUGCUGCCGGGCGCCACCAGCGGCAUCGCCUACUACCUGCAGCCGGAGCUCACCCGCCUGAAGGACACCCAGGUGUGGGUGGAUGCCGCGGUGCAGAUAUUCUACUCGGUCGGCGCUGGGUUCGGAGUCCACCUCUCCUAUGCCAGCUACAACACCUUCCACAAUAACUGCUAUAAGGACUGUCUGAUCACGACGCUCGUCAACUGUUUCACGUCGUUCUUCUCCGGGUUCGUGAUCUUCACGUACCUGGGCUUCAUGUCGCACAAGCAGGGCGUGCCCAUCUCCUCCGUCGCCACUGAAGGUCCGGGGCUGGUGUUCCAGGUGUACCCGGAGGCGGUGGCCACGCUGCCCGGCGCCAGCCUCUGGGCCAUGCUGUUCUUCUUCAUGCUCAUCAUGCUGGGACUCGACUCUGGGAUGGGCGGCCUGGAGUGCGUGAUCACGGGCCUGCUGGACGAGGCGCGCGCGUGCGGCGCCACGCGGCUGCGUCGGGAGCACUUCACUCUGCUCGUCGUCUGUGUGUCCUUCUGUGUCGCCUGCAUCAAUAUCACCCCGGGUGGCAUCUACAUGUUCCACUUACUGGACACGUAUGCGGCUGGUAUAUCGCUUCUCUGCUCCGCUUUGUUUGAAGCUGUUGCUGUGUCUUGGUUUUACGGAUUGAAGCAGUUUUCAGACGACGUGGAGAAGAUGCUCGGUUUCAGACCCGGUCUGUAUUGGAGGAUAUGCUGGAAGUUCGUCAGCCCCAUUUUCAUCAUUGGUGUGGUGGUCUUCGGUCUCCUCUACCAGCAGCCGCUGCAGUACCAGCACUACACGUACCCGCCGUGGGCCGUGUGCCUCGGCUGGGGGCUCGCCUGCUCCUCCAUACUCAUGAUCCCGCUCGUCGCGGUUUACAAGCUCGUGUCUACGCCGGGGACUUUUCGCCAGCGCAUCGCGUGCUGCAUAUCGCCCGAGUCUGAGCACGAGGCCAUCCGCGCCGGCGCCCCCGUCAGCCGGUUCACGUGGGCCCACUGGCUCUAUGUGUAGGCACCUUCGUCUACGCACUGGCUGUAUGUGUAGGCUCCUUGGUUUACAGAGCGAGAAAGGUCACUGGCUCUAUGUGUAGGCACCUUCGUCUACAGAGGGAGGGAGGUCUUGAGGUUCAUCUGCAAAGUGGGCUCAGUGGCUCUAUGUGUAGGCACCUUCGUCUACAGAGGGAGGGCUGGCUCUACGUGUAGGCACCUUCGACUAGCAAAGAGAAGGAGAUCACUGCCUCUAUGUGUAGACACCUUCGUCUAGCAGAGUGAGGAACGUCUUCGGUUAGAGGUUCAUCUUCAAAGACACUGGAUGGAGAGCUUGACAAAAAAAGACGGCUGUCAUGCCAUCGGCAUCGGUACAUUUAAUACAACGAUGUAACGUCGUGGUUAGCGUAGCAAGUUCUACGUACUUUAUUUGUGCAAUAUAGAGUGUGAAGAAUUUAUGAAUUAUAGGUACUUACCUAUAUAUAUUAGAGCGCGUCACGUUAGCCACUGCGCUAUAUGACUGUAUAUGUAUAUGAAGUGUAGUGGCUCUCAGCAGGAUAUGCUUUAACGAAUUCUGAAAUAAAAUUUUGCGGAUACCUAUAUACAUAAACAUAAUAGUACCUAAUAGCUAAGCUAAGUCUAGCUAAUAAUAUUUAUAACUAUGAUGUUGAAACUAUAAAAGAGUAAAUAUUUAUUUAUUUAAAUUUAGCAUUAAUAUCGAAUUGUAGGUACCUAAGUAAUAAUUAUGUAAGAAUUGCUUAGAACCCUGAAUACAGAAAAUUUAUUUAGUGCAAUGUUGUAAACGAAAGCUUCUUUAUAGUAAAUGUGAGCUAAAAUAUAAUUAAAAGUAGAUGCCUAGUCAAAAUAUUACUACGGUUAAAAUAUUACGGCUUUUUUUUAGAUUAAGUAAAUGUAUUAUUAUACCUAGUAUAAGAAUGUAAAGUAUCUAUAAAGUUCUAAGAAUACUUUAAGUACCUACUUAUACAUAAGUAUACCCUAUAUUUCGGAUAAUUAAACUGAAAGGAGAAUACCUAUUUUUCAAAAAAGUUAUGUAUGUUAACCCUAUUGUAGGAACCUUGAGAAAGGUGCAAAUUGAGUUUAUAAUGUGCUGAAGGGUUCCCCGAGUAAGCUCGGCUUACUGUUGAAAUCAAUCUUGUUCAUUAGGAGAUCGUGACAACGAAAUUUUAGGGCUGAAACGUAUGACUAUUUUAAGU